CAUAAACCCCACGGACGGUGCGGUAGAUACCUCCGAUGUGGUAGAGACCCCGGAACUGAGGGGCCGUGAGGUAGACACCCCCAACAUGGUGGAGACCCCGAAGUCUCCUGACUGUGCGGUAGAGACCUCGGAUCUGACGGACCGCGCGGUAGAAAGCUCAACCUUGACGCUCGGCGGUAAAACAAAGAUUGAGGACACCGCGGCGUUGGUCAAGUUGCUGCAAGUCGCCGUUGAACCAAACAGAGUCUUGCUGGACGUGAUAGAGGCUCUGGAGGAGAUUCCAAGCAUCAUCGACCUGCGUCUGGAUGGACCGCUCUACGCAAAGCUUCCGGAAAGCAUCAGCCUACAGUACGACGAUUACAUGGAUGCGUACACGACACGUUUCUUGGGCGAAAAAUACGGUGCUUGGUUGCGAAACUUUUUUGUGGAUCAAGAUUUGUCGGCAAGACAGUGGCAAGCACGCUUGGAUGGUGCAUCAUCCCAGGACGAGGACGUCACCUCGCUUAUUCGGGUUGUUAGGGCAUCAUUACCAAUAUUCCUAAAAGCAUUCCAACUGGGGCACGAAAGUCCGUUGUCGGAUGUCAGCGUUCAAGAGAACGUGCACUUGAACUCCUUCGUGCAUCCAACACUAGAAGCAGCAUGUUGGCAAAUAGCCAACGUGCAUUACCCGUGCCAAGGUCUCGUAUCAUACUCGCCCGAAGUCGCGCCGAGGGCGCUCCGGCGACACUCUCUUCCAGCCCGGCACCCUGCAAGAGAGUGCCCGGCUUCACGCACCGCGGGAAGUACCGGGUCGAGUAUGAUACGAGACCUUUGGGACGGGUACGUGUUCGGAGAAAUUCCCUUGAAGCGGUAUAACAUCUCGGCAAAACAGAAGUCUGAUGGCCUCGGCGUGACGGAUACCCCCGAUCGCUUCCCUGUGUGUACUUCGAAGGAGCCAAGCCGGACACGUCAAAAAACAAGGAUGCAAAUGACCGAGCAAAAAUCCAGGAGAACUUGCGUAGAUGUACGGGAGACUGGUCAUUGAUCAAAUUGAAAAUCGUAGGCGCCUCCCGCGCUCGCUGGUAAUCUUUUCGGGUCAAGCCGUGGCCCGCAGAAUCAGGCUUUCGUACUUACAGUUUUCCCAGGCAUUUUUCACGCAUGAGGUUGAUAUGAUAACCCUCCCUCGAGCCUUGACUGAGAUGGAGGAUUUUGUCCGUUUUUAUGAGGGAAUUCUGAAGUGGGCGCUACUACUGCGUGAGACGGUUAGAGCCUUGAAGAGGAACAGGUUGACCGGAAAUCCAAGCCGCAAGUCUUCGGGGGCCGCCCUCAAACUUUUGCACCAAGUGAAUCAUCUUCUGGAAUAGCGAGGGAGAAGCUUACAUUGGGAGAGCCCAUACAGGAAGAGUCCACACAGGGAUGUCCCACAACGGGAUGGCCCACACAAAAAACCCCUGCAAGGCGGGUGUAUACUGUUUAUUGUAAUAUGUGAAGAUGCUGCGUUCUUUCAUCAAAUGCGG
Molecule: messenger RNA, 1496 nt
Organism: Fimicolochytrium jonesii
Lineage: Eukaryota; Fungi; Chytridiomycota; Chytridiomycetes; Spizellomycetales; Powellomycetaceae
Exons: 2
Coding region: 86-1024 (312 amino acids)
Source: RefSeq, a predicted model, not a curated record